CACUUUUCAACCACUCGUGUUUGAAUGAAACUCUUUAUAUUAACCAAAGUUAUUUGUAGUCUUCCCUUCAAUCAUUUUCAUCAAAUAGUUCCCAUCAACAGGUCUUUUGUUUAAGAAUAUAUAAUGAUUAUAAUCUUGUAAUUAUAUACACAAAUUCUCAAAACAUUUUCUUCAGAGCGUAUAAAGAGAGAGACAGAGAAAGAAAGAUGUUAAAAUUUUGACCAAACAUUCCCCCGUUGACUUCCCGGCAAAAAAUAUGAACGCCACACACAAAAUGUCCAAGAUACCCCUCCGCAUUCGCAAGUUCUCUCUACAUUUCUUCUUCUUGCUUACCCUCACACUGUCCUCCGAUGUCAUUUCACAAACCACCGAACAAACCACCCUUCUCACCUUCAAACGCCAACUAGGCGAUCCGCCGUCACUACAAUCAUGGCAACCGUCGCCGUCGUCGUCUCCGUGCGGGUGGCAGGAAGUCCGGUGCGCCGGUGGCACAGUCACGGAGCUUCUCCUCGCCAAUAAGGAUAUCACCGUGAAGAACCUCCCGGCGCCGACGAUAUGCGACGGCCUCAGGAACCUCACGAAGCUCGACCUCUCCAACAACUCUAUCUCCGGUGAGUUUCCGACCUUACUCUACAAUUGCUCCAAUCUCAACUACCUCGACCUCUCACAGAACUACCUGGCCGGAAAAAUUCCCGACGACGUCGACCGCCUCAGAACCCUAACGUACCUCAACCUUGGCGGCAACAGCUUCAUUGGCGACGUUCCUCCGGCCAUCGGAAACCUUCCGGAACUCAGAACCCUCCACCUCUUCCAGAACAACUUCAACGGAACGUUAGCAAAAGAAAUCGGAAACCUCUCCAAUCUGGAAAUCCUUGGUCUUGCCUUUAAUUACCGUCUUGCCCCUGCGCCGAUCCCGGUCGACUUUGGGAACCUGACGAACCUGAAGUUCAUGUGGCUGAGACAGUGCAACUUGACCGGAGAGAUUCCCCAGAAUUUCGCGAAACUCGAGAAUCUUGAAAAGUUGGAUUUGUCAAUGAACAACUUAACAGGGAGAAUUCCUACUAGCUUGUUUUCUUUAAGAAAUUUGACGUUUUUGUAUCUGUACCACAAUAAGUUGUUUGGUGAGAUACCAAAUUCGGUGCAAGCUUUGAACCUGGCUGGAGUUGAUUUGAGCAUGAACAAUUUGACAGGUUCUAUACCAAAAGAUUUUGGAAAGUUGAACAACUUGACGGCUUUGCUGCUGUAUUAUAACCAGUUGAGUGGUGAGAUUCCAAAUGGUUUAGGAUUAUUACCAAAGCUUAGUAAUUUUAGUGUUUUUGGGAACAAACUGAAUGGAACUCUGCCUCCGGAAUUCGGCAGGCAUUCGAGGCUGGUGGGGUUUGAGGUUGACAGCAAUCAGUUGAGUGGAGGGCUGCCGGAGCAUUUGUGCGACGGCGGUGCUCUGAGGGGUGUGGUGGCUUUCUCCAAUGAUCUGAGUGGUGACUUGCCUCAAUGGCUUGGGAAUUGUAGUUCUCUUGUCACAGUUCAGCUUCACAAUAACAGGUUCUCAGGGGAGGUUCCUUUGAGUUUGUGGACUUCGAGGAGCCUUGAGAGCUUGAUGCUGAGCAACAACUCGUUUUCCGGUCAGAUUCCAAGAGAAUUGUCCCGGAGUAUGACAAGGUUGGAGAUCAGAGACAACAAGUUUUCUGGUCCAAUAUUGCUUGGUGUUUCUUCUGUUGUGAAUCUUGUGGUUUUUAAGGCAGGAAACAACAUGCUUUCCGGUGAGAUUCCAAGAGAAUUGACCGGUAUUUCUCAGAUGACAACUCUCAUGCUUGAUGGGAAUCAACUUUCCGGUACGCUUCCAUCCGACAUAAUUUCAUGGAAGUCGUUGAACACUUUAACCCUAUCAAGAAACAACCUUUCAGGUCAAAUCCCACUAGCUAUGAGUACUCUUCCUAGUCUGGUUUACUUGGAUUUGUCUGAAAAUGAGUUGUCUGGUGAAAUACCAACUCAGUUAGGCGACUUGAGGUUUGUUUUUCUCAACUUGUCCUAUAAUAAGCUUUCUGGGAACAUACCAGAUGAGCUUAACAACCUCGCCUAUGAAAGUAGUUUCUUGAACAAUCCCAAUCUGUGUGCUUAUGAUCCAAAAGUCAAUCUAUCUAAUUGCUUGACUAAAACCUCAUCCCACUCCAGCAAUUCAUCUAAAAAAAUCUUUGCCUUGAUUCUUGGGGUCAUCCUCAUUGUAUUGUUAGCCGCUGCCCUCUUGGCAUUGUGCAAGCUGACAAAGCAACGGGGUAAAAAGCUGCGUUGUGGCCGUAAGCUUUCAACAUGGAGGCUCACUUCAUUCCAGAGGCUUGACCUCACAGAAAUUAAUCUCUUUUCAAGUUUGACAGACAGCAACCUUAUUGGAAGUGGAGGCUUUGGAAAAGUUUACCGGAUCGCUUCAAAUCGCCCAGGUGAGUAUGUUGCUGUGAAGCAGAUUUGGAGUGACAGGGAUGUGGAUCACAAGCGGGAGAAAGAGUUUAUGGCUGAGGUUGAAAUCUUGGGCAACAUUAGGCAUUCUAAUGUAGUGAAACUCUUGUGUUGCUACUCAAGUGAGAACUCAAAGCUUCUUGUAUACGAGUACAUGGAAAAUCAUAGCCUUGACAAAUGGCUACAUGGAAAGAAUAAAAAGUCACCAAUUGGUUUGAGUACACCCAACAGGACUCAUGCAGUGUUGAGUUGGCCAACGAGGUUGAAGAUUGCCAUUGGAGCUGCACAAGGCCUAUGUUACAUGCACCAUGAGUGCUCACCAUCAAUCAUCCAUCGCGAUGUUAAGUCUAGCAAUAUACUACUAAACUCCGAAUUCAAGGCUAGUAUAGCAGAUUUUGGACUCGCCACGAUGCUGUUAAAGCCAGGGGAGCUGCACACCAUGUCUGCUUUAGCAGGGUCUUUUGGCUACAUUCCACCAGAAUAUGCUUAUUGUAGCAAGAUCAAUGAGAAAGUCGAUGUAUAUAGUUUUGGGGUUGUGCUCCUAGAGCUUGUGACUGGAAGAGAGCCUAAAUGUGGAGAAGAUGGAAGCAGCCUAGUUGACUGGGCAUGGAGGCAAUACAGUGAGGGGAAGUGUCUUGCUGAUGCCUUAGAUGAGGAUAUCAAAGAAACAUGCCACGUGGAAGAUAUGACUACUGCCUACAAACUAGGGCUCAUUUGCACAAGCUCAUUACCCUCAUCUAGGCCUUCUACAAGGGAGAUUUUGCAAGUUCUUCGUCAGUGUUGUCACCCAGGUUCUUCACGUAAGAGAGUGGCAACUGACUUUGACAUAACUCCCCUACUUAGUGAUGCUAGGUACAUAGCCAGUUACAAGGACAGUAAUGUUACAAGCGAGAACGAAGAAAGCCGCUUGUAUAGUGUGUAACGGGGGUAAUCCACACUAAGAAUAAUCCCAAGACAUAAAAUGUAAUGUAUAUUAUAAUCGUCAAGUCUAUUAAUGGUUUACAUUCAGCUUUAUUCCGUAAAUACAAUUGGCAAGGUUGAUUUAGUGGAUAUCAUUCAAAAUGUAUCGUUUUAUGACCUAUAAUAUGAAUUCUUAGGCUUCAGAAUCAUCAAAUGAACAACAAAGUACUCAGAAACGAAAUGUUUAGAAGCACUAAUGAUGAGUGAUACAAAUUUUCACAAGCCUAGUUCACUAAAUUG
This is a messenger RNA of Arachis ipaensis, 3651 nucleotides long. Its product is annotated as kinase family with leucine-rich repeat domain-containing protein. Lineage: Eukaryota; Viridiplantae; Streptophyta; Magnoliopsida; Fabales; Fabaceae. Gene Ontology annotation, molecular function: ATP binding; protein kinase activity; protein binding. The record is from RefSeq and is a predicted model, not a curated record. Gene Ontology annotation, biological process: protein phosphorylation.